GUCCGGGGUUCCUUCGGUGGAUAUUUGCGCCUUUAGCGUGCUCAAUCUGAGGCUGCUUUGGGAUCCUAGAAAGUCUAUCUGUUAAUUAGUCGAUGAGCGUCAGCAUUGGCCCUCGCUACAUUAUCAGCACAUCCCCAAAAGCUUCCCCAGAGAUCUUCCUCUCAAGCAGCCAUCUGAAUCCACGAAGCUUGGUCGAGAGCCACGUACUGUGCCGCUUUGUGCAGCGAUCCCAAUCUUCCCUUCUUUCCCCCUUCUUUGUAUAGAAACGAUUUGGCGAUGAUAUGACACUAUCCCUUUGAGUACCUCACUUAGUGCGCAAUUCGGUCGCGAUUCUUUGUCCACUAGCCGAGCGCCUCAACCACAGCGACAAUGCUCACUCCAGAGCCUCUGGACCACGAUGCUGACAGCCUAACGCCUAUCCCGCCUCAAAUUCAUCACUGGGUACGAGCUGUGGUGAUUUUUGGGUUCCUAUCCUUCGUCACUUCCGUCACGCUUCUCUUCCUCCUCAUCUAUCGACUCAUCCAAUGGCAAAUCAAGUCCAAACGCACCAACCAGUUCGUUAUUCUGAUCUUCAACCUCGUCUGGGCCGACAUUCAGCAAUCAUUGGCAUUCGUGCUCAACAUCGAAUGGCUUCGGAUGGACUCGGUGAACAUUGCAUCGCCGAUUUGCUGGGCUCAAGGAUGGUUCGUGUCCACUGGUGACCUUGCAAGCGGGGUGUGGUGUUUUACAAUAGGGUUGCACACCUUUGCAUCUGUUAUUCUCAACUAUCGACUCCCGCCACGCUACUUCUUCCUGACGGUUGCUAUGCUAUGGAUAUUCAUUUACGGGAUGUCAGCCAUUCCAGCAUUAUUGUAUGGCAAAAACCUGUAUGUUCGUGCUGGCACUUGGUGCUGGAUUCACCACAACCUUAACGACCUCCGCCUUUGGACGCACUAUUUCUGGAUCUUCUUAUUCGAAUUCGGUAAUGUUAUUAUCUAUGCCGUCAUCUAUGCGAUGUUGCUGCAACGCAUCCGCUCGGGUUACUACACAGCCAUGGAAGCGGAGCGCGUUAAGGCCAUCUCGAAUUUGAUGGUUGUGUAUCCCAUCGUCUACGUUAUUUGCACCUUGCCUCUUGCUUCGGCCAGGAUGGCCAGUAUGAGCGGUCACCCACCAUCACUCGCAAGACUGUGCUUAGCUGGAGCAAUGAUCACUUCAAACGGUUGGCUCGAUGUCCUGCUAUACACGUUGACGCGCCGGAUUAUGGUUUUCAGUGAUGAGCCUCCAGCCGAUGACAACGGCCUCGACACCUUCUCCGCCUUCUGGGCCGAAUCGCCACGACGCUUCGGCGCAGCAACUACGAUUGAAGCUGUCGGUUGUCCCAGUUCCGCCAGAGAGAAGCAGAAACCGAAAAGGACCCGCGCGGGACGAGGUUUAGUGACUCUUCCCGCUAAGAGCGAAAGCUCUGAUGAUCUAUGCGGAAGCAAGGAUAUCAAGCUCGUUACGACCACCCACGUCACCAGCGAGCCUGCCCAGCCUGCGGACUACUUGGAGAUGGAAGCCGAGGCGAGGAGAAAGCGGCCUCGAACUCCGGUUGGGCGUUGGAGCGAGGAGAGUGGGAAUCUGAAGGAAUUCCAAUUGGAGCGGAUCCCGGAUUGA
Molecule: messenger RNA, 1635 nt
Organism: Lindgomyces ingoldianus
Lineage: Eukaryota; Fungi; Ascomycota; Dothideomycetes; Pleosporales; Lindgomycetaceae
Product: integral membrane protein-like protein
Exons: 2
Coding region: 370-1635 (421 amino acids)
Biological process (GO): adenylate cyclase-activating G protein-coupled receptor signaling pathway
Cellular component (GO): plasma membrane
Molecular function (GO): G protein-coupled receptor activity
Source: RefSeq, a predicted model, not a curated record